This is a messenger RNA of Homarus americanus (American lobster), 1425 nucleotides long. RefSeq names its product zinc finger MYM-type protein 1-like. The coding region runs from base 1 to 1425 and encodes 474 amino acids. The record is from RefSeq and is a predicted model, not a curated record. The transcript has a single exon. Gene Ontology annotation, molecular function: protein dimerization activity. Lineage: Eukaryota; Metazoa; Arthropoda; Malacostraca; Decapoda; Nephropidae.
AUGCUUGAUGAAGCCACUGACAUUACCAAUUUAUGUCAGUUGUCAUAUGUGUUUCGGUAUUCAUUGGAUAACAAGGUAUAUGAACGGUUCUUAGGGUUUGAAAACGUCUCUCAAGAUAGAACAGCAGAAGCACUUUACAAAUUUGUUACAAAUCUUAUGCAAAAAUAUGAAUGUGAAAGCAAAAUAGUUGCUCAGACCUAUGAUGGUGCUGCUGUCAUGGCUGGGGAGUUGAAUGGCCUGCAGUCAAGAGUUAAGGGAAAAUAUCCAACUGCUUUAUUCAUACACUGUUUUGCCCACAGACUAAAUUUAGUUUUAUCACAAGCAAUGGCAAAAAUAAGUAAAUUCAAAGUAUUUUUCAUGACCUUGAAUGGAUUGUCAGCCUUUUUCAGUAAAUCUACCAAAAGAACACACGCUCUUAAUCAAGAAAUGACCACGAGAAAACUUCCGAAAGUGUCAGCCACUCGUCGGAAUUAUGCAUCAAGACUAGUUGAAACUGCGUUUGAGUGUAAAGAAUCCCUUAUCGCUGUAUUCGAGAAAAUGAGAGAUCCCGAAUCUGAGUGGGAUCAAGAGUCAUAUAACCGUGCAGGGGGAUUUUUAUCAUCGAUGACUGAUUUUAAUUUUUGCUUUCUCUUAAAUCUUUUUGCAUCAUUUUUCCCAUUGUCAGAUACACUAUUUGAUAUACUGCAAGCAAAAAUUCAUGAUGUUGGUUAUUGUGUCAAAAAAGUGAAUGAUUUUCGCCUGGCUUUGGAACAGAAGAGAGAAGAGUUUGAGAACAUUUGGGAAACAACAAAGAACUGUGAUCACAUAAAUGAAAAUGAACCCAGAUUUAAGAGACAAAAAGGAAAUGUUGAUGUGAAGACGUCAUUCUCACGACUUUAUGUAGAAAUAUAUGACACGAUACUUAACCAGGUUAAUAUCAGAUUUGCAAAUUUGGAUUCAUUAAGAUUCUUAGAGCUUUUACACUCUCCAUCAUUCUGUGAGUUUACUAAGUUUGGGCAAUUUCCAGAGCUUGCUUUUCAAUCGCUGAAGUGUAGCUAUGAUAAUUUCUUUGAUUUUUUAUCACUGAAAUCGCAACUUAGAGUUGUUUACAUGUCAGAGGAAUUCAAAGAUAAUACUAUAACAGAAAUUUUAAGUUUUAUAAAGCUGAAUGACUUGGAAAAGGCUUACAAUGAAGUAGCAAGACUUUGUGAAUUAAUUUUAACAGUUCCAGCAACGACUGCAUCUGUAGAGCGCAGCUUCUCUGCUUUGAAGCGAAUUAAAACGUACUCAAGAAAUUCUCAAGGUCAAGAAAGAUUGCAAAGUUUAGCCCUUCUAUCAAUUGAAAAAGAAGUAUUGCAUAAUCUUCAGAGCAAGCCAGAAUUUUACACCAAAGUUACUGAUCAUUUUGCUCGUAAGCCAAGAAGAAUUCCAUUGAACUAUGUUUAA